Messenger RNA from Aspergillus terreus NIH2624, 1407 nucleotides. RefSeq names its product alpha-ketoacid dehydrogenase kinase family protein. NCBI's taxonomy places the organism in Eukaryota, Fungi, Ascomycota, Eurotiomycetes, Eurotiales, Aspergillaceae. Bases 1 to 1407 code for a protein of 468 amino acids. Gene Ontology annotation, molecular function: pyruvate dehydrogenase (acetyl-transferring) kinase activity. The record is from RefSeq and is a predicted model, not a curated record. Gene Ontology annotation, biological process: regulation of glucose metabolic process; protein phosphorylation. Gene Ontology annotation, cellular component: mitochondrion. The transcript is spliced from 2 exons.
AUGGCUAUAUCAAGGUCUCUCGCUUCGUUAGCGAGGAGAUCCUUCUGGUAUAAACAUCUGCCUAACCAAACCGUUACUCAUCAAUCACGUCGAUUCUUAUCCUCGCCGUUGCCCAAUGCUGAAACGCCCGUUCGGCAUUCCUUUGCUUAUGGCGCCAAUGACGAAGUUUCCCGUCUCGCAGCCAGUCGCCGGCGACCACUUACGCUCGCUGAUCUCCUGAAGCAUGGGCGUCCGCCACUGUCGGAAGACGCCCUUCUAGCGUCGGCAAACUUUACACUUUCUCUCCUCCCUGCCCGAUUAGCUUCUCGUAUUGAAGCUCUACGAAAUCUUCCCUUCAUCGUUGUCUCGAAUCCUCAUGUGUCGAAAAUCUACAACAACUACCUACACUCCCUGUCGACCCUCCUUCCCUGGCAAAAGCGACAGGUGACGACGCUAGAAGAAGAGAAUCAGUUUGCGGAGGUGCUGGCAGAUCUUGUCCAUACCCACACCAAUACUAUUCCCGUGCUUGCCCGCGGGUUCUUAGAGUGUCGCAAAUACAUCGAACCUACGGAGGUCACGAGGUUCCUAGAUACCCACCUGCGGGCCAGAAUUGGGACACGCUUGAUUGCGGAACAACACCUUGCCCUUCAUUUUGCCUCUCAGCCUGCCGGAAAUGGGGACGAGGGCACAUCGCAGUCGAGUACCCCCUCGAACUAUAUUGGAGUAAUCGACACGACUUUACAACCGGCGCGCAUCGUGAAACGGUGCGAAGACUUCGUUGGCGAGAUUUGUGAGCUAAAGUAUGGGGUCCGCCCACGCUUGAAGAUUGACGGACAACCGGAUGCCUCGUUUGCUCAUGUCCCCGUCCAUGUGGAAUACAUCCUCACGGAGUUGUUGAAGAACGCCUUCAGAGCUGUGAUCGAGUCCGGCAAUGAACGGGAGCCAAUUGAGGUGACAAUUGCGGCGGCCCCAGAUGUACCGAAGUGCCAAGUUUAUGAAUCCUCAUCCCUAAUCGGACUUCCAGAACAACAAGAUUCCGACGUUGGCUUCCAGAUGGACACGGUGGUUGGUACGGCGGACGCCAACGAAUCGAUUAAAUACUCGUCUCCUUCUGCACAGAGUAUCACUAUUAGAAUCCGGGACAGGGGUGGCGGGAUCCCCCCGGAUGUCCUUCCAAAUAUCUGGUCGUAUAGUUUCACCACCUUCUCCGAGUUGGACAUGCAAAGCCCAGAGAACGGAAACACUGAUGCGUUGAAUGCCCUUUCGUCGAGUGGCGGACACUUGAGCAGUAUCGCCGGUCUUGGUUACGGUUUACCUCUCAGCAGGGCGUAUGCCGAGUAUUUUGGCGGUAGGAUUGCCGUGCAAAGCCUUUGGGGUUGGGGAACCGACGUAUAUCUGACCCUCCAGGGGGUCGGCAAAGUCGGGUGA